Molecule: messenger RNA, 507 nt
Organism: Paramecium sonneborni
Lineage: Eukaryota; Ciliophora; Oligohymenophorea; Peniculida; Parameciidae
Source: the annotation of a GenBank genome assembly
AUGAAGAAAAUAUUUUAGCUUUAUCGAUUUCCUCAAACUAAGUAUUGUUUUGUAGAAAUAAAUAGUUAAUGGAAAAAGUAGAAAUAGUUUCGUAGAUUUAGAAGACUUAUCAAUUGUGUUAUUUUUAUUAUUAGAUAUAGAAUUGUGAAAAGAAUUAAAACUAAAAAGAAAUUCACUAUUAAAAAGGUAUUAACUAAAUAAACUGUCAAUGAACAAUAAUAAAAAACAUCAACUAUUUAAAAUGCAAUAAUGGAACUGAAGCAAAUAAUUAGAGUGGAUUCAACUCAAUAAUCAAAGAGAAUGAAACCUAAAAGCAAAGAUUAAAAGAAUUCAUACACUUCUUUACUGAAAGGAAGAAGGAAUUUAAGAUAAUUAUUUGUUAUUCCUUAAUUUGAGAGUCCAAUAAAAUAAUUUAUAAUAAAAAAUUCGAAACCUCAUACUGUUCAUCACUCUCCGAUGUAAUCAUUAUAUGAUUUCAAAAUAUCCUCCUCUUUUAGAGGUUUAUGA